This is a messenger RNA of Gavia stellata (red-throated loon), 1165 nucleotides long. RefSeq names its product lysophosphatidic acid receptor 1-B. NCBI's taxonomy places the organism in Eukaryota, Metazoa, Chordata, Aves, Gaviiformes, Gaviidae. Bases 197 to 1165 code for a protein of 322 amino acids. The transcript has a single exon. Gene Ontology annotation, cellular component: membrane. Gene Ontology annotation, biological process: G protein-coupled receptor signaling pathway. Gene Ontology annotation, molecular function: G protein-coupled receptor activity. The record is from RefSeq and is a predicted model, not a curated record.
CCAAAUAUUUAAAAACACGAGUGGUUAAAGUUUAAUCCACUGUCAUGAUGAUGAUGUGGCAAUAGAAGCUGUGUGUCAGGACUCAUUCUUCGCCUGGAGAACAAGGUGGCAGUAACACUCAUGUAGUAUGGUCUCUUAUGGAAUAUGGGAUGAGUAAAGCAGACCUCGUUAACGGUUGAAAGAAGGAUUUUCCGCCAUGAAUGGAUACCCAAACUGCUCUACCAACCACACUAAAAUUUGGAGUCAUUAUUUAGUGCUUGCACUGGGCAUCCCUCAGCUGACCAUUAACAUAGCAUCUGUGAUCUUCAACUGCACAGUCAUCUUCACCAGAAUGGCGACAAAGGAUCUGCACAAGCCUAUCUCUAUACUCUUCUGCAAUUUGGCUUUUUCUGAUCUCUUCACCAGCUUUUCUGGCUUUUGGAUUUCAAUGCUGUUCAUCACCAAUCCUGACAUCACAAUCUUUGGAUCCAAGGAUAUGCUUGCACCUUAUGCCUUAUAUACUACGUCUAUUUUAUCCACCAUCUAUAACUUGGUAAGCAUUGGAAUUGAACGCUAUCUGGCUGUGGCUGAAAGCAUGAGGACAAGAUUCAGGGUUGCUAGAAACCAUUCCAUAGCUGCAGUUUUCAUUAACUGGGUCCUUGCUUUCUUUUUGGGCUGCUUGCCAUUGAUGGGGUGGAACUGCUUGCGUAUGGAAAAACAUCUCUCUGUCCUCUACAGCCCAUUUUGUGUCGACUACCUCAUCUUCAUCACCAUUCCCAAUGUCGUGGUGGCUUUUAUUGUACCUCUGUUCACUUACCUUAGAAUCAUUAUCAUCCUGAGGAAAAGGAAGCUGAGAAUGAAAGCAUGUGGGCAAGCUACCGGCACCUACAAAUCAGCUGAAAUCCAGGUUGCCAGAACCAGUAUUUUUAUCUGGCUCCUGGCGUUGAUCUCCUACGCUCCUUUUUUCGCCGGCGUCAUAUUCGAUGCAACUAACCAUCAGUGCCACGUUGAUCUCUACCCAGGCGUCUACAUCUUUCGAAACUGCACGGCUAUGCUGAUAACCAUGAACUGUUUGGGAAACCCCGUAAUAUAUACCCUGAAAGCCAAAACUCUGGGGGCUAAGCUCAAGGCUCUGAAAUGCUUCUCCGCCAACCGCGUCCGCGCCUGCACCAUUGAGAACAUCUAG